CGCAAGUAAACAGUGUAAAGAAGAUGUUUCGAAUUAUAAGAGCGUGGCACUGCAUAUCUAGCCAAAAUAUAUGUUUACAAAAUGGAUUUAGAUGUAACUCUUCUUUGACGAUGGCCAGAUUACGCUCAAUGUGCUUUGAAAAUAGAAAGAGUGGAUUUGCAAACAAACCGAUUACAUCAUUCUGCAUUGAAAACAAUUCAAAUUUAAUGCAAACUUUGAGCUACGGAAUCAUAUUAACACAACAUCGAAAUUUUCAUCUGAGUCAUAGACUAAACAUUCACCCACUUGUUUGGGUGUUUGGAAAACCCAUAACGAAAUUAUCAGCAUUAAUAUUUGGAAGAAAACUUCGAAAUCAUUGGAAGGAGCUUCAUCAUAAACACAAAAUGAUAAUUGCUGCUACAUUGCUGGGAGUGACAGCUUUAGCGCUUACUUUGUACACAUGGGCUCACACAGAAACCGUCCCCAUCACCGGCAGGAAGCGCUUUAUCUUCAUCACUCAUGAUCAACUGAUCAAAAUUGUACAGAGAGAAGUCGAGGAAGUUUUACAAAUUAAUGAAGAUCGCAUCUUACCCAAUACACAUGAACUAUACAAGGUUGUAAUUAAAGUUGCUGAAAGACUUUGUGUAAAUAACUUAGACAUACAACAAAUGAAAGAUAUCCAAUGGAAAGUAUUCAUUGUAAAUGACAAGACAUUCAAUGCUGUUGUUUAUCCGACGGGGGAGAUUUUUGUAAACACGGGACUCUUCAAUGCAGUGAUAAAUGAGGACCAACUGGCUGCCAUCCUUGGACAUGAAAUGGCUCAUGCCUUAUUGUCUCAUGCAGCAGAACAACUGAGCUAUGGACAGAAGUGGGAUUUCUUUGUAAUUGUAAUCAUGGCUGCUAUUUGGAUGAUAAUCCCCAGUGAUGGAAUCGCUACAAUAACUUCCUGGUUUAUGAACCGUGUUAUCAAGUAUUUUGAUCUGCCAUUCAGCAGGGAACUGGAAAAGGAAGCAGAUAAAGUGGGCCUUCAGCUGGCAGCAAAGGCCUGUUUUGAUGUGAGGGAAGCCAGUGUUGUUUGGUCUCUGAUGCAGGUUAAGGAGACAGUGGAAGGAACAAGCAUCCCAGAAUUCAUGUCAACUCAUCCUUCUAAUGAGACCAGAGUGGAGCUCAUAGACUUCUUGAUACCAAGAAUGACAGAACUUAGGGAGAAGUGUAACUGUCCCAGACUAUCAGCCAAAGACCCAAGGGUAGCCAUGCGGGAGGUGAAACAGUUUGUAGAUGACAAAGUGGUAGCAAAACAGGCAGGACAGAAUUUAUCAAGAGUACACUUAACUCGCCAAAAGAGAGUGAUCAAAGCUCAACCUGCUUAGGGUCAGUGAUCAACUGUUAUUGAUAUAUUUACAUCUUAUUUAAGUAAACAAAUGUAUUUGCCUUAACUGGAUAUUUUGAAAAAACUGUGCUACAAUGAGAAGUAUAUACAUUGUAAUAUUUUUUUGGUGUCUUUACACAAAAUAUACUGAUAUUUUGGAAUUUCAAAUCUCUUUGAGGUAAUUUUUAUGCUUAUAUCAUACAUAUUUAAUUAAUUUCUUGUAAAAAUCAUCUUUUAAAUAAUAUUUAUUGAAUUUUUUAACUUUAGUUGUGUGCCUGAAUUUCUAUUAGUUGAACAUGACGCCCUUCCACACAUAAACAAACUACCCCUCGCAUGCCAAAAAAAAAAAAAAACACCUGUACAGAAUUUACGGGAUGUAUGAAAUUGUUUUUCAUUAUUCUUUUAAAGAUGAUC
This is a messenger RNA of Saccostrea cuccullata (small rock oyster), 1762 nucleotides long. Its product is annotated as metalloendopeptidase OMA1, mitochondrial-like. The coding region runs from base 24 to 1349 and encodes 441 amino acids. Gene Ontology annotation, cellular component: mitochondrial inner membrane. The transcript is spliced from 8 exons. Gene Ontology annotation, biological process: mitochondrial protein processing; protein quality control for misfolded or incompletely synthesized proteins. Lineage: Eukaryota; Metazoa; Mollusca; Bivalvia; Ostreida; Ostreidae. The record is from RefSeq and is a predicted model, not a curated record. Gene Ontology annotation, molecular function: metalloendopeptidase activity.